Molecule: messenger RNA, 5214 nt
Organism: Fibroporia radiculosa
Lineage: Eukaryota; Fungi; Basidiomycota; Agaricomycetes; Polyporales; Fibroporiaceae
Exons: 3
Coding region: 1-5214 (1737 amino acids)
Biological process (GO): positive regulation of GTPase activity; negative regulation of TOR signaling; regulation of small GTPase mediated signal transduction
Cellular component (GO): nucleus; TSC1-TSC2 complex; cytoplasm
Molecular function (GO): GTPase activator activity
Source: RefSeq, a predicted model, not a curated record
AUGUCUUCCAAGCUCGAUGAUGUGCAUAGGCCCGCACGACCUCGUUCAAACACAAGCACAUUUGCGUCGUUCAAUUGGCGUCGGGGUAGACCUGAUUCUGCCUCGACGCCGGUGCCUAGCCCCUCCGCAGCGUCCUCUUUACCGCUCGAAGACCUCAUAGAAGCGCUAACUCCUCCCGCCGUACCCUCCCUUAGUCAUGCCCGUGCACUCGCUCAUGCCCUUUCUGCCAAAAACCCUAACCCAAAGCUUGCCAUCUUGAGCCCGAUACUCGCUUCCCUGUGUUCAACCAAUUCGCCCUUGUCCCUUCAAGCUGCUGGCUACGAUGUACUAGCUGCUUACUGGGAGAACAGCGGGUCCUCAGUUUUGACUACAGGUGACAGGCUUUCGUGCCUAGCAUUGUUUCUCAACCCUGUGGUAUCAUGGUCGCAAGAAGUUUGGGAGUUUCGCUUCAAAGCCCUAGUUGCUAUCAUUCAAUCCGGCGCCGAGACGAUUGGAAUGGAAGGCGACUUGUUGAGAGUGCUCAGAUCUUGGAUUGAGGGAGCCUUCGAGGCCUUGACGCGCCGUGAUUCCCCCGCGCCCUCCGAGGAACUCAGCGAACGACAACGCAGCGUUGAGGUCCUCACGGCGUUUCUGACCUCAUUAGUCGGUAAAGCCGAGUUCGUGUCCAGACUAUCAGAACAGGAUACUGCGGAUGUUUUGCAGCUUUGGGCUGGCCUGCUGGACCGCGCUUUGCUGGUACCCCUGGACUAUACUACUUUGGCUUCGCCUCCUGCUUCCCAGGCGCAUGAUCCAAAUUCAUCAAAGACGACGUCCCCUAACAGGAUUUCCCUUGCGCACAAACGGCAUCAAUCAUCAACAUCACUUUCUCAAGUAUUCUCACCCAAACAUCCGGCGGAUAUUGUUGUGGACGCCUAUCUGUCCUAUCUCGGUACACGUCUGAAAGCGCUCGCUCCGAGCCAUCUCAAGACGAUUCUUCCGCUUCUCUUUCGUGCUCUUGCUUUCUACGCCAGUCCUCUCCCUCGAAUAUCGCUUAAUCCUAGCUCACCCCACCAGAACAGCAUCGAGAAGCGAAUCACAUCUGUACUCAAUUCUCUUGUAGCCGGUCCGUACUCGUCGAACUGCACAUUUUUAUUGAAACACUUCUUGUUUCCUGCAAACGACGCAUCGCCCGCGAGCAUUCAAACAUCGCUAGGUGCACUCAAGACGUUUCGUGCAUCUAUACGUGAGUUACUCAUUAAUCGCUUGGCUCGUGCAUACAUCACCCGAACGACGUCGAUGGAUUACACGCCGGCUGGCGUCCCUACGCACAUCGACCUUGAGCGUGGGCUCAUGGAGCGUGCGUGGUCCAAAGAUGAUGCUGCCUCGUGGGACUUGCUUAGGUUCCGCAACGUGCUCCGUCGUGCAGUAAAGGCAUGGGUCGAGAAGGACAAGAACGAACAGCCGGGUGUUAUCGAUGCGUCAAGGGAGGUUGUGCUUAGUGAGGUGGCUGCUAUUCUUAAGGACGUUGUACAAGCGCUCGAUGAAAGAGGGGAAAGUGAGGACGUCGAUGAUGAGGAAGUAAAUGCUGUUGGCGACGUUUUGUGCGAACUCAUAGCGUAUGUGCAUCAACUGAGGACACGGGAAGGCGGUCCUAUUGUGCUCUCUUUGUCGCGAACGGACGAGACCUCGCCUUUCCUCAGUGUUGUCUCCGGGCUCCUUUCUCAAGAUCUGAUGACCACGCCUCUUUAUCCAGUUCUACCAACUAUCAUCCUCUCUAUGGCUGAGCAUAUAGCCGAUUCCGAUACUGCCCACUUGCUUAUGACAAUGUCAGAACGCCAGUCUUUGUCUCCGACGUCCCCAGCAUGGCUGGAGCACUGGCAGAGUGUUUUGGUUAUGCAUGGCUUAUAUACAUCUGCACGCACUUUGACACGCCAAAUCGCCAUGGAUGUUUUGCAGUCCGUAUGGGAGUUUGUGAAGGACAUCUCGGUUUAUCGCAGGCCUCUCGCAGAACUUAUUUAUGACAUUUGGAAGCGUCAGACGUCUAAGGAGAUGGAGGAUGUCCCAGUCACAGUUAUUUGGAAUAUUCUGGGCGACGAGAUCGUGCUCCGCAGCGUGGAGGCGCGAGGAAAUUUGGAGACCGACGGACGGCAGCUCGCGGAUGAUAUGCUCGACUACCUGAAAGCCAUUGCGCACGAGAAACAAGAGGAAGAUGAUGACGCCGCGUCCGUUCAGACUACAGACCACCCCUCGGUUGUAUCCCCUGUAACUGCUAUGGCCUCACCUGUGAUGUCUCGCAUGCAGACAGAUAACCAGCGAGAGAAAGAAUCGACUAUCCCGACUGUGAUGUCGCUCCUUUCCUCUUUCACAUCUGGUAAUGCCUCACGCUCUCAAUCACAACCUCGCCAAUCUGUGGAGCCUCCUCCCGUUGUCGAAUCUCCCCCCUCGAUGCCUCCCGAGUUGCCCCCGAUGCCAAAGACGGUCGGUGCUGUCGUAGCAUUGAUAUCUGUCUUUGGCCAGCUUGCCUUUACGCCCCUGAAACUAUCCGAUGACUGCAUAGAACUUGCUGCUCGUGUAUUCCACCUGCUGGUCGACCUUAUCUCGGAUGCGGAAUGCGUGCGCGCUCGCCUCACCGUGCUGCAGUUCUUGAUGCGCCUCCGCGUAGAUCGCGAUCAUAAGCUGUACUUCGCAUCAACGGACUAUGACAAAGACGGCUGUGUCCUAUCCCUGACAAUGCUGAUCAACAGGGCACCGAAUGCGUCAAUGUCGGCUGAGUCGUCGGGCGAACAUGAGUAUCGGAGUGCGCGGCCGCGCGUACCUCAGGAAAGAGACGGAAGGAGGCCAUCACGGGGGAGGGGUGGACAGCCACAGAAGAUAGAAUCAAGGAGUCGCUCGAGGACUACCAGGUUGGUCCCAACACCAAUCUCAUUUAGACGAUCGAAGGCUAGAGAUCCGCUGUGGUCACUCCCCGAGAUACUUCCCUUUUCUUUGGCGGAUAUCGACACGCCCAGUGAAGGAAUCAUGUCAUAUGAUCCGUCGGGCUCGCGGCAGGGAAUAGUGUUGUCAUUCGGGACCUACCUGGAAAAGCUGGUCGGAAUCUUCACGGUGGAGCGGGAGUGGGAGAUCUUGUCAUAUGUCUUGUGUCACCUUCCUACUCAGCUCGCAAACAAGCAUCUGUUUUGUGGGCCGAAGACUAAAGCUAUGCUGGGCCAGAUGCUGGCUGCCAUCUCUACAGGCAUUAUCAAUGGGAACCUGGCCGCGAACAUUGAGGGGUGGCCGGAUAAUUUCAUCGCACGGGACGCGCAUGGAUUGGCUUACAACACACUAUCGGUACUCAUCAGCUACAAGCGCUGUUUUCCCGAAGUGCAGCAGCAGCAUCGGCUGGUGGAGGCAUUCUUAUUGGGACUGAACGGCCAGCCGUCGACAAUCAAAUGCUGUUUAAACGCACUAUCGCUUUCGGCAUUUGAGCUACAGCCAUCAAUGACCAGAUCUUUAUCGAGAAUUUUGGAAAAGCUCUCCCAGAUCAUGUCCAACCCUGCGAUGGCGGUUCAUAUCAUCGAUUUUCUCGCCAUUGUGGGCUCACUCCCUAGCCUCCAUGCAAACUUCACUGAAGGUGAUUACAAGAUGGUCUUUGCGGUUGCCCUCCAGUAUCUUCAGCACCACAACCGGCCAGACGAGUCUGUGACGAUGUCGUGGGCGCUAUCGCAGCAUGUCCGCAUCAUGUCCUACUAUAUUGUUUAUAUCUGGUUCUUGGCUGUUGAUCUUCCCGAUCGCCCACGGCAUAUCAAGUUCAUCUCGCGUCAGUUGCUACUCGCCAACGAAGGAAAGGAAGAGGUAGACGAGCCCGCCGAAGUCUGCUUUGAUUGGCUGGCGCGAUAUACUUACGGCAGCGCCGAUCCACGUCCUGCAAGUUCCAUGUUGAGUGAGCUAGUGAUGAACCCUGCCCUCCAGCAACGGUCUUCGGAGCCUGCUAUCAGUGAGAAGACAUGGAUCGCAGGCAAUGCAGUGAUCACGGUCCGAUCACUGAUGAGACGUGGUUGGGUGGAAGUUAUGUCUCGCCGGGCUUCGGGUCUCACAAAGUUCAUUUGCAGGGUAGAGAAUGUGCCUAUGGUGUCGGUCGGAGAUGAUGAUCCAGACAUGGUAGCGUUGGCUGCUAGUGUUACUCUCGAACGUGGAGUGCAGUCUUCAGCGUCUUCUAUUGCGCAGACUUUAUCGUCUCCUAGAGAAAACGGGUCGCUUAUGCAUGACCUGCAACAAACUCUCACCCAGGAUGGCGAUGAACCCCCGCCGAAGCCGGACCCAAUCACAGGAUAUGUUUGGAGUGGCUCUGCGCCGUCUCAGCGGCGGAAGACCGUCGCCAUCGAUCCUUCCUACUUCGCAUUGCAGCUGUCUUCGUAUCCUGAGAAUGUUCCCAACAGGAUGAAGCUCGUCAAUGAUUCCAAACGAUUAUCCAACUUCUUCCGUUCGUUGGAUCGCAUGCCGGUCAUUGAUACCCACAAAGUAGGCAUUAUGUACGUUGCACCUGGUCAAACGCACGAGAGCGAAAUCUUGCGGAACACCCACGGGUCGCCAGCAUAUAGUCGUUUCCUGGAGGGAUUAGCUAGGCUGAUCAAGCUACGUGACCAAACAGAUGUGUACGUCGGAGGAUUGGACCCUGACGAGGAUGGCGAGUAUGCGUAUGCCUGGUGGAACGACAUCGGGCAAAUUCUCUAUCAUACGGCAACAAUGAUGCCAUCUUCUGGGGAUGAGCGUUCGAUGAACAAGAAGCGACAUAUCGGUAACGAUUUCGUCCGGAUCGUCUGGAACGACUCCGGCAUGCCAUAUAAAUUUGAUACCCUGGCAACUCAGUUCCAAUUUGUCAACAUCGUCAUCGAGCCGCACUCGCGAGGAGCGAUCGCUGCGUUCUCUAACAACCUGCACGAACACGAGUACUUCAAGGUCAUUGUACAGCGCGCUCCUGGGAUGACCGAGUUCUCGCCCAUCGGGGAUUUCAAGCUUAUUUCCGCUGAAAACCUCCCUCUCCUUGUUCGACAACUUAGCCUCUUGACAGACUGGUUCGUUUCUGUCUUUCAGCACACGAAAAAUGAUACAGUGCGCGUCGAAAUGCCGACUAACUGGCUUGCGCGACUGCAAGCUAUCAAAAGAUUCCGGGCGCAGGUGUCUGAUGCACCUCAACCACCACCUGCAGAGGCAGGUGUAAUGGGUCAAGUCCACCGAGAUUUCACAGCAGCAUACUAA